Setaria italica (foxtail millet) is the source of this 2521-nucleotide messenger RNA. RefSeq names its product ABC transporter A family member 8-like. Gene Ontology annotation, cellular component: membrane; intracellular membrane-bounded organelle. Bases 61 to 2394 code for a protein of 777 amino acids. NCBI's taxonomy places the organism in Eukaryota, Viridiplantae, Streptophyta, Magnoliopsida, Poales, Poaceae. The transcript has 16 exons. Gene Ontology annotation, molecular function: ATP binding; lipid carrier activity; ABC-type transporter activity. Gene Ontology annotation, biological process: transmembrane transport; lipid transport. The record is from RefSeq and is a predicted model, not a curated record.
GUUGCUGUUCGUGGCGUCGUUCUUGCUCUGCCAGAACUCAGAAGGUGCACAGAGACGCUCAUGGAAUCUCGGCGGUCGCGCGGGCUCGCGAGGUUUUUCAGGCAGGUCCAUGCCCUCUUCCUCAAGAACCUCUCCUUCCAGAGGAGGAACGCGAGGACGAACACCGCCAUCGCCGCGUUCCCGGUGCUCCUCUGCGUGCUCCUCGUCUCCAUCCAGCGCGUGGGUUCAAACUCGCUGCCAGCACAUGUGCUGUUCGUUGAACCGGGUCUUGUUCCACAGGAGACCUUGUAUGUGCUCCAACCGCAGUGCCAGUUCGAUUCACGCAAUGUUUCAGAAAAUUUUGAUGGGAUACAACUGGAAUCUGGCUAUGACUUCCUAGAUACGAAUAAGAGGCGCCUCCAUGUAUAUGUUUGGUACAAUUCCAGCUUCAGCAGGGACAAUGGACACCAUUCAAUGACAGUUUUGCGUGUUGCACGGUUGGUUAAUAUGGCAUCCGCUGCAUAUUUGAACCAUUUUAGAGGACAAAAUGUGGAAAUGCGUCUCGAGUAUUUAAAGGAAAUGCCCAAAGCUGCUGUCCCGAUGAGGCUGGACCUCACUACCCUCCUAGAUGCACUAUUCUUCACCUGGACGGUUCAACUCCUACUUCCAGUAAUGUUAACAUAUCUUGUUUACGACAAGGAGCGGAGACUAAGACUGAUGAUGAAGAUGCAUGGGCUGAAGGAUGCGCCUUAUUGGUUGAUUUCUUAUGCCUAUUUCUUAUCACUUUCAACAGCUUACAUGAUGUUCUUCAUGAUCUCUGGGUCCGUUAUAGGGCUAGAUAUCUUCAGACUAAAUAGCUACAGCAUACAAUCUCUGUUCUACUUCAUAUGUAUCAACCUACAGAUCGUGCUUGCCUUUCUGCUGGCUUCGUUCUUCUCUUCUGUCAGGAUUGCUACUGUAAUUGGUUACAUAUAUGUCUUUGGAUCUAGCCUUCUUGGAGAAGCUCUGUUGAAGAUAUUCAUCGAGGAUGCUACCUUCCCAAGGAUGUGGCUUGUAGCAAUAGAGCUUAUUCCUGGGUUCUCCCUCUACCGAGGAAUAUACGAGCUUUCUGAGUAUGCUGCUGCAGGAAGAAAUAUGGGAAAGCCCGGGAUGAGAUGGGCAGACUUGAACGACCCCGUUAACGGGAUGAAAGAUGUUAUGAUUCUAAUGUCUAUUGAAGGGAUAAUCCUCCUCCUUGUGGCAUUUUUACUGGGCCAUAGACCUGCAUGGCAGCCUCUAUUUGUCUUCGGAUUUCUAUCAACAAAUCAUUCCUCACCUUCAGAGAAACCAAACAAAUUGAAGAGGGGAUCCAGGAGGGUCCAUGUUGAUAUGACAAAGCCUGAUGUGUUCCUAGAGCGCAAGGUGGUGAAACGAUUAUUAAAGGAUAUGGACAUGAGUAAUCUGAUCAUCUGCCAUAAUCUAAAGAAAGUGUACCCUGGAAAGAAUGGUAAUCCUGACAAGCAUGCUGUUAGAGGAUUGUCGCUAGCUUUGCGCAAAGGGCAGUGUUUCGGGAUGCUCGGUCCCAAUGGGGCAGGGAAGACAUCCUUCAUUAACAUGAUGAUUGGCCUAGUGAAACCGACUUACGGAACUGCUUACAUCCAUGGAAUGGAUUUGAGGACAGAUAUGAAGGAAAUAUAUGCAAAUAUUGGUGUAUGUCCACAGCAUGACUUACUUUGGGAGACUCUGACAGGAAGAGAGCAUCUGAUGUUCUAUGGCCGAAUGAAGAAUCUCACAGGUGCUGCUCUAACACAGGCAGUUGAACAAUCCUUGAAGAACGUAAAUUUGUUCCACAGUGGUUUCGGUGACAAAUCUGUAAGCAAGUACAGUGGUGGCAUGAAAAGAAGACUCAGCGUUGCCAUUGCGCUCAUCGGCAAUCCUAAAGUUGUUUACAUGGAUGAACCGAGUACUGGGCUCGACUCAAGGUCUAGGAAUGAUCUGUGGAGAAUCAUCAAGCAAGCAAAGAAGGAUUGCACCAUAUUUCUUACCACACAUUCCAUGGAGGAGGCUGAGGAAUUGUGUGACCGUAUCGGCAUCUUCAUCAAUGGAAACUUCCAUUGCAUUGGAACCCCCAAGGAGUUGAAGGCUAGGUAUGGAGGCACUCGGAUCCUGACGAUCACAACAUCACCGGAGCACGAGGAGGCGGUGGAGCAGCUAGUGAGCUGGCUCUCACCGAGGUACACAAGGAUCUACAGCGUGUUGGGCACGCAGAAGUUUGCGUUGCCUCAACAGGAGGUAGGGUUGGGCUGCGUUUUCGGUGCAGUAGAGGCGGCGAGACGUGCAUUCCCUGUGCUAGGGUGGGGUGUGGCAGAUGCAACGCUAGAGGAAGUGUUCGUCAGGGUGGCAAAGGAGGCCCGUGCGUUCGACGUGCUAUCAUAGUGAGUGAGUAGCCAGUUGGCUCUAUUGUAAGUUGUAGCUAGCUGCUAAUGUCAGCUCGGUAGCACCAGUUAGAGGUUUUCUUUCCUUAGGGUUAACAUUUGCAAAAUGUACAGAUUUUUUCAAUGGA